UCUCUCCAUUAUCUUAUUACAUUUCUUAAUUUUCUCCAUCUUCUUUUUCUCUGCAGUUUCAAAAGCUUUUUGAUUUUGUUUGAAAUGGCAAACGCGGAACGUGUAAUAACGCGCGUCCAAAGCCAGCGAGAGCGUUUGGAUGCGACUCUUAUUGCUCAGAAAAAUGAAGUCCUUGCUUUGCUCUCAAGGGUUGAAGCCAAAGGCAAAGGCAUUCUACAAUACCACCAGAUCAUUGCUGAGUUUGAGGCAAUGCCUUUAGAGACACAAAAGAAGCUUCAAGGUGGAGCUUUCUUCGAAGUCCUCCGUUCAGCUCAAGAAGCAAUUGUGUUACCACCAUUUGUUGCUUUAGCUGUGAGACCAAGACCUGGAGUUUGGGAAUACGUAAGAGUUAACCUCCAUGAUCUUGUCGUUGACGAGCUUCAAGCUUCUGAAUAUCUUCAAUUCAAGGAAGAGCUCGUCGAUGGAAUUAAGAAUGGUAACUUUACUCUUGAGCUUGACUUUGAACCAUUCAACGCCGCAUUCCCUCGUCCCACGCUCAACAAGUACAUUGGAAAUGGCGUUGAGUUCCUCAAUCGCCAUCUCUCGGCUAAGCUCUUCCACGAUAAGGAGAGCUUGCAUCCUCUGCUCAAGUUCCUCCGCCUCCAUUCCCACGAGGGCAAGACACUGAUGCUUAACGACAGGAUCCAGAACCUAAACACACUGCAACACAAUCUGAGGAAAGCAGAGGAGUAUCUUAUGGAGCUGAAACCCGAGACACCCUACUCGGAGUUUGAGCACAAGUUCCAGGGGAUUGGUCUUGAGAGAGGUUGGGGAGACACCGCGGUGCGUGUACUUGACAUGAUUCGUCUUCUUCUUGACCUUCUCGAGGCACCUGACCCUUGCACUCUUGGGAAUUUCCUUGGAAGGAUCCCAAUGGUUUUCAACGUUGUGAUCCUCUCUCCUCAUGGAUACUUUGCUCAGGAUAAUGUUCUUGGUUACCCUGACACUGGUGGUCAGGUUGUUUACAUUCUUGAUCAAGUUCGUGCUCUCGAAACAGAGAUGCUCCAACGCAUCAAACAACAAGGACUCACCAUCACUCCGAGAAUCCUAAUUAUCACUCGGUUGCUUCCUGAUGCAGCAGGAACCACUUGUGGUCAACGUCUAGAGAAAGUGUACGGAACUCAGUAUUGUGAUAUCCUCCGUGUGCCUUUUAGAACAGAGAAAGGAAUCGUUCGCAAAUGGAUCUCAAGAUUUGAGGUCUGGCCAUAUCUAGAGACUUUUACCGAGGAUGUUGCAGCUGAAAUCUCCAAAGAGUUGCAAGGGAAACCUGACCUUAUCAUUGGAAACUAUAGUGAUGGUAAUCUUGUUGCCUCUUUGUUAGCCCACAAACUUGGUGUUACUCAGUGCACCAUUGCUCAUGCUUUGGAGAAAACUAAGUACCCGGAUUCUGAUAUCUACUGGAAGAAACUCGACGAGAAGUACCACUUCUCUUGUCAGUUCACGGCUGAUCUUAUCGCCAUGAACCACACAGAUUUCAUCAUCACAAGUACUUUCCAAGAAAUUGCUGGAAGCAAGGACACUGUUGGUCAGUACGAGAGUCACACAGCUUUCACACUUCCCGGGCUGUAUCGUGUGGUUCACGGUAUUGAUGUGUUUGAUCCCAAGUUCAACAUUGUCUCUCCUGGUGCGGAUAUGAGCAUCUACUUCGCCUACACUGAGGAGAAGCGUAGAUUAACCGCAUUUCAUCAAGAGAUCGAGGAUCUCCUUUACAGUGAUGUUGAGAACGAAGAGCACCUAUGUGUGCUUAAGGACAAGAAGAAGCCAAUCAUCUUCACCAUGGCUAGGCUUGACCGUGUAAAGAACUUAUCAGGUCUUGUUGAGUGGUAUGGUAAGAACACUCGCCUGCGCGAACUGGUGAACUUGGUCGUUGUGGGUGGAGACAGGAGUAAAGAGUCGCAGGACAAUGAAGAGAAGGCUGAGAUGAAGAAAAUGUAUGAUCUGAUUGAGGAAUACAAACUCAAUGGACAAUUCCGAUGGAUCUCUUCACAAAUGAACAGAGUGAGAAACGGCGAGCUUUACCGUUACAUAUGUGACACCAAAGGUGCAUUUGUACAGCCUGCUCUUUAUGAAGCCUUUGGGUUGACUGUUGUUGAGGCUAUGACCAGUGGGUUACCGACUUUUGCUACUUGCAAUGGUGGUCCUGCUGAGAUCAUUGUGCAUGGAAAAUCUGGUUUCCACAUUGAUCCAUACCAUGGUGACCAGGCAGCUGAGACACUUGCUGAUUUCUUCACCAAGUGUAAGCAUGACCCAUCUCAUUGGGAUCAGAUUUCAUUGGGAGGACUUGAGAGGAUCCAGGAGAAAUAUACAUGGCAAAUUUACUCAGAGAGGCUCCUGACAUUGACUGGUGUCUACGGUUUCUGGAAACAUGUCUCGAACCUUGACCGGCUUGAGAGUCGUCGAUACCUUGAGAUGUUCUACGCAUUGAAGUACCGCCCACUGGCUCAAGCUGUUCCUCUUGCUCAGGAAGAGUGAAAGAAGGUGUUCUACAUUUUACAACAAUAAAGAUCUCUCCUUGCC
Arabidopsis arenosa is the source of this 2556-nucleotide messenger RNA. Lineage: Eukaryota; Viridiplantae; Streptophyta; Magnoliopsida; Brassicales; Brassicaceae. The record is from the annotation of a GenBank genome assembly.